Messenger RNA from Naegleria gruberi, 498 nucleotides. RefSeq lists its product as uncharacterized. Gene Ontology annotation, biological process: RNA catabolic process. Gene Ontology annotation, molecular function: ribonuclease T2 activity; RNA binding. The record is from RefSeq and is a predicted model, not a curated record. The annotation marks the transcript as partial. Gene Ontology annotation, cellular component: extracellular region. NCBI's taxonomy places the organism in Eukaryota, Heterolobosea, Eutetramitea, Acrasida, Naegleriidae. The transcript has 2 exons.
UACAGUAUUCACGGAUUGUGGCCUAGCCGUAAGACUGGUCCAAUGGGUCCAUUCUUCUGUGGAGGAAACUUUGUUUACAGCCAAAUUCAAGAUUUAUUGUCAGACAUGAACCAAUAUUGGACUGACUACAAGAAUGAAAUUCCAUCCUUCUGGAGCCACGAAUAUGAAAAGCACGGUACAUGUGCUGCUUCCUUGCCAUCUCUCAACUCUGAAUACAAGUUCUUCAAGGCUACUCUUGAUUUGAGAAAGAGCAUGAAUAUUCUCCCAUCAUUUGCUGCUGCCGGUAUUGUCCCAAGCGAUGGUCAAUCAUACCAUAUUAAUCAAUUGAAGAGUGCUAUGAAUUCUGCUGGUUAUGGUACUCCUGCAUUCUCUUGUUUCCACGGUGAAGAACACAUUACUGAAUUGAGAUUCUGUACUGACAAGAAUUUGAAGUUCAUUGAUUGUCCAAUUAGAGACCAAUGUCACGAUUUGGUUAUGUUGGAUGCUAUUCACUAUUAA